CUUUGGUUGGCGGUGGUCAACAUCAUCUACCCAUUGCGUUACAACCUCCGACUGGUGCCGUGCCGGUCGCGGGGAACAAGAUGAAGACCAAGCUGGCUUUGGAAAAUAAAAGCGGUGCUGCGCAGCUGACGACUUCAUCUCCGUUGAAGGACGCGAAUAUUAAACCUCUGGAGCCGGAUAUGAGAGCGUCAGGUCGUUAUUUUGCUUUUACUUUCAAAAUUUUUUUUUGGUGCAGGAGGUCGCUCUAGGUGUGUUUACAAGCGGCCAGAUAACUCGACACUUAGUGGAGCUACUACAGGAAUAUCCGACAAACGAGACUAAUAGCUUUCUAGGGACAAAAGUGCCACCCUCGAUCACCGGAUCACCGCGACCGGCAUGGCAUUGAAAUCCCCUGACCCGAGUUUGAGCGGCGCCUGGCGUGGGGCGUCGUCCCGGGACGUGUUCCCCUGUGUGUGGCAUGCGUGUUGCAACGCAGCCGCGCCGGAUAAGGCCAGUCAGACCCAUGAGCCAAUGCCCAAAAAUUUGCAACGCUUUCGGGGGAAAACCAGGGCUGCCAGAAGGACCUACUCGGCUGCGAAGCCCGCGCGAAAUAAGUGGCGCGCUGUGCGAAUAAAGUCACGUGGUGGCCGUUGCAAAGCCACAGUGAGCAGGAAGGCCGCAGCACCGCCCCCGCGCCUGACUAGGGGCGCCUUCGCAUGCCAAGCGCGGAGCUGGCCACCUCCGCUCUUCGGGUGGUGUUUGAUGCGCUUGCGGCGCAGUCUCCCGGCCGUUGCCCACUUGCGAACGCAUCGGCCCCUUCUGCAUUUCUGCAUGGGCGCGCCUCGGGCGUAAUGGUGCCCUGGCAGCGGCGCUGCAAGAUGGCUGGCCGGGUAAAGGCAAGCCUCCUGCUGGACAGGUGCACGACUUCGGCCGGCCGCUGUGUUUGGCGCCCGAAGUCCGCCCCAUGUCCUGAGUGCAACAAUUCGAACUCUCAUUCAUGAGGCGCCUUCGAGACGAGUACCUUUCACCCCCCUCCGGCACCCCUCUCGGCUGCCUCUAAGUAGUUGAGAAAAAAAUCGCCAUAGCAUGCGGCCUGGAGUCAUUUGGGGGGUCGUUCGGCUGCCCCUAGUCCUCAACUACUUAGAGGGUGCCCGAAGAGGGUCCAGAAGGGGUCGCCCUUCUUGGGAAAAUGAAAUAUCUGGCCAGAGGGCCCCCUCUCGCCAACUCAUCGGGCAAGAGUGCCUGCUGCCUAUGCCGCCCUAGUCAGCAACCCCCACUGCGCCUGCCGGCGGCCCGAAGACUGGGGAUGCUGGGCCUCUACAUCACGCGCUGGCGCCACUGCGUUGCGAUUUGCGUUCCUCUCCUGCACAUGUUAUGAUGGCCCAUUUGGGCAGCUACGCGAUGGGCCGAAUCCACUUGACGGCAAAUUCAAGGAAACACGUCAGCCCGACUCUCCGAGACUAUUCGCGCCCCCAUGCGAGAGCGAUGGUAGGCAAUUUAUUCUACCGAGACCCUUGGCCCGGUGUGAUGCUACUCUUCUCUGUCUGACCUUGGUAGUGCGACGUCGCCACACCGUGCCAAGAAGACUCAUGCGCAGCCGCGCGGAGUUUUCCCCCUCUUUGGUGUGUUUGAUGCAGGCGCGUCAGCCAUUUCGAUAUAUUUGCGAGCGUGCAAGCGGCUGCCCAUCGGCGCGGGGGCAACUCCUUUCCGUAUGUUGACUUUCCGCUUGCCCCUACCUGAAAGCCCCACAAACACGGCACCCCAGGAAAGGGCUGUCUUGCGGUCCCAGAUUGUGCGUGCCAGCAGGACAGAGGCCUGCAGGCUUUAAGCGUCUUGGUGCGCAGAACGGACGAGCACAGGCCGCGUCGGUGCGCGCGCUCUGCAAGCAAGAAGCAAAAACAUGAGACAAUGCCCCUCCAAGCACCAAAGAAAAAUUUUGAAAGUAGUUGAAGAAUAAGCACCUGACGCUCUCAUACCGGAGACGAAAGCGAUGCUGUCAAAGAAGCACAGCGGAG
Molecule: messenger RNA, 1994 nt
Organism: Amoebophrya sp. A120
Lineage: Eukaryota; Dinophyceae; Syndiniales; Amoebophryaceae
Source: the annotation of a GenBank genome assembly